AUGUUUCCAUUUCUUGGUAAAACGACUCCUCCCAAAGUUAAUAUUAAGUCGGUUGAUAUUAAACCGACUAGACCCGAAUCAGAGCUAGUGCAAUUAUUAAAACAGCGGAAGCCACAAGUGAUACCAGCCCCAAACAAACCUAUCACGGUUGCUAUAAUUGGAGCCGGAGCAAGAGGAGGAGGUUACGCGCAUUAUGCUUUGGAGAAUCGUGAAUGGAUGCAAGUGGUCGCGGUAGCUGAGCCCGUACAGGCUCGUAGAGAGCGCCUGGCGCAGACGCAUAAAAUUCCCAAAGAACACGUCUUCAACGAUUGGAGAGAGUUGGCAGAGCUCCCAAAAUUUUGUGAUGCCGUUUUUAUUGCCACUCUGGAUAGUCAGCAUUAUGAACCAGCUAUCGCCUUUGCAAAUUUGAAAUAUCAUAUCCUUCUUGAAAAACCAAUGGCACCUACUCUGCAAGAAUGUUAUCGAAUCACUCAAGCUGCUUUGAACAAUCAAGUUGUAUUCGCUAUCGGGCAUGUCCUGAGAUAUACGGCACAUAAUAAAAUUAUAAAACAAAUAAUCGAUUACGGCGUAUUAGGAGAUAUCAUCAAUAUUCAACAUUUGGAGCCAGUUGGGUUUUGGCAUUUUGCACACUCGUACGUUAGGGGCAACUGGAGGAAGGAGAGCGAGUCCUGUUUCUCAUUAAUGACAAAGUCAUGUCAUGAUAUUGAUCUAAUUGCUCAGUGGAUGGAUUCUCCGUGUGUGCGAAUAAGCUCUUUUGGCAAUCUCUCUCACUUUAAACGAGAAAAAAAACCCGCCGAAGCUGGAACCGCAACUCGAUGUCUAGAUUGCGCAUAUGAAGAGAAAUGUCAUUAUUCAGCGAAAUCCAUCUACUUGGAACCUGCAAAGCGCGGUCAAAAAAUGUGGCCGAUUUCGGUUCUUGUUGACGUUGUUGACAUUGAAAGUGUGCAUGAAGCGCUUCGUUCUGGUCCAUAUGGCCGCUGCGUUUACGAAUGUGAUAAUGAUGUGGUUGAUCAUCAGGUUGUUAACAUGGAAUUUGCCAAUGGCGCAACUGCAUCUUGUACUAUGGUUGCAUAUACAGAGGCUGUAUGCGUUCGAAGUACCAAAAUAUUCGGCACUAAAGGCCAACUCGAAUGUGAUGGUAUGGAUAGCAUUCAGUUUUCUGAUUUCGUAACCGGUACUCGCGAAAUCUUAAAGCCAAGCACAAUCACUGGAAUGUACGAUAUGCGAGGACACGGUGGAGGUGAUUUUGCACUAGUUGAGGCUUUUCUCAAAGAGAUCGCGACAGAAUCUUCCCGAAAUGGUGCCUCUGACGCCUUCAAUUCGCAUCUGUAUGUAUUUGCUGCUGAGCAAGCAAGAAGGACAGGAACAGUAGUGAAUAUUGAAAACUUCAAGCAACAGAAUCAAAUUAAUAGUAUUUAA
Molecule: messenger RNA, 1419 nt
Organism: Paraglomus occultum
Lineage: Eukaryota; Fungi; Glomeromycota; Glomeromycetes; Paraglomerales; Paraglomeraceae
Source: the annotation of a GenBank genome assembly